AUGAACAAUAAUGAAGGGAAUAAUCAAAUGACCAUGAAAAUUGCUCCCGUCAUUAAUUUGGAGUCCAGCAAAAGGAGCAAGAAAAAUCAGGGAUCUCAGACGGGGCAAACAUUAAAAGAUAAAGCUGUGCAGACAAUGUGGAUUUUGAAUGAGAUCGAAGUAGCAGAGGACAGGAAAUCGAACAGGGAGGAAGUGCUCCAUUUUAUUGCUAAAGAACAUUGCUUUUCAAAAAUGCGGAGGGAGCUGGAAAUUCCUGAGAUGCUAUCGCCAAUUGAGGAAAACAGUAUGUGCAAAGUAGGAGGGGACAAAGAUGAUUGGAAAAACUGGAAGGUGGGGGAAUUUGUAUGGGAAGAGGAUAAGGAAAACAUCAAAGAAACGAAGAAGAAACAAGAAUUAGACGAAAAGAAAAGAAAGAGUGACGCGAAUGAAGGAGGGGAAAUUAGAAAUGGAAAAGAAAGAAAGACGGAGACAUGGAAGGGCCAAGAAAACGAUUUGAAAACACUCGAAGGAGCAAACUGGCUCAACGACGUGGUCAUCAAUUCUUAUCUCGAAUUGAUCGGUAAGGAAGGAAAUCAGGAGCAACAGAAGAAAUUAAGAGGGUGUGCAAUGAAUUCAUUUUUUUUUCCUCGCCUGCACAUAAGCGGUCACACAGCUGUAAAAAGGUGGACAAAAAAAACCAAUAUCUUCAAGUUCGAGAAAAUGAUGAUACCGAUACAUCUCGGGAAUCAUUGGAGUCUCGCUGUGAUUAACUUUUUGACUAAAAACAUCACAUACUACGAUAGCCUGAGAAGAAAGGAUCAGGGAUACCUGAGAACCCUGUUGCACUAUUUGGAUGAAGAGGCGAGGAUAAAAGGGGAAGAUCCUAUUAAUCAAAAUGAGUGGACUUUAGGAGCAGAGAGAGAAAUUCCAACCCAGCAAAAUGGAUUUGAUUGCGGGGUUUUUGUUUGCCUAUACGCCAAAUAUGAGGCUCUUAAUAAAAAAUUUGAUUUCAGUCAGAGAGAUAUGCCUCAAAUGCGUCUCUUGAUUAAACGCGAACUCAUGGAAGAGAUAUUGUUGAAAUAA
Molecule: messenger RNA, 1062 nt
Organism: Venturia canescens
Lineage: Eukaryota; Metazoa; Arthropoda; Insecta; Hymenoptera; Ichneumonidae
Product: sentrin-specific protease 1-like
Exons: 1
Coding region: 1-1062 (353 amino acids)
Biological process (GO): protein desumoylation; proteolysis
Cellular component (GO): nucleus
Molecular function (GO): deSUMOylase activity
Source: RefSeq, a predicted model, not a curated record